CCAUCUUGGAAAACAUUGUGUUUUUAACUUGUUUUGAUUCCAUCUUGAGAGAGAAACGAUGUAGCCGUCAGCUUUUGUUUUGGUUUGGAGAGUUAACAGCGUUUGAAAUGAUCAGCUCGGCAACUUACAUCCUCUUUAUCAUCGCCACUUUUCCGCGCGCUCUGAAUACAGCAGAUGAAUACUGCCGUACCAUAUGUCUCCCAGAAGGACAUUUGUCAAAAAUGCUCUGCUUUGAAAGCUUUGAUUACGCCAUCUGUGCAUAUAAAAUUGUACACAGCAAUCAUUGCUGGCAAGGAGAUAAAAGAUAUGCACAAAAACUUUUGGAUGCAUUCAAUCAAUCUGGAGAGUUUAAACGCUGUGGAUACAAUUUGGACCCAAGCUCUGAAACUGGUUUUUCAUUUGAUCAAAGCCGGUCAGAUCUCGUACCCUGCUAUGCUUUAUAUAUUCCAAAGAAAACAAACAUCUGGGGUUGUGGCGGAAUUGAAGAGUGUAUGGACAAUACUCCGAAUACAACGUGCCGGCAGAAGAUGCUUUUGCUGAACUUCUGUGUUUUACUCGUAUUUGAGUCUGGAUUCUGCAUUCAAGUUAAAGAUAUAGGUCGGAAGGGUUUACUCAUCUGGAAAACAUAUCAAGAGGAAGGAUAUUUUCGCAGCUGUGGAUUAGGGUACGACCCAGUAAGUGGAAUGGUCCUUAUAAACGAAAUAACUCCCAAAAAUGCACAAAUGAAAUGCUAUAGCUUAAGUGGAGAUAUAGCUCUAGGUAUCAGCUAUUCUACAAACGGACAAGUAAAAGCUACGUUAAAAGGAAAGUCAUGGAGUAUUGUGGUAGCUGUAGCGGUCAUCGCAAGUGUUUUCAAUGAUUAAGAUCGACAGAAGUCAAGGAGAAUGUGGCUCUGAACGAGCAUAAAAUAAAGCAAAAUAUUAUAAAAUAUUAUAAGCCGAAGUUAUCUAAAGUGAUGCAGUAUAAUUAUGUGUACAUUCAGGUAGUAAAAAAAUAACAAGCUGAAUAUUUUAUUGCAAUAAACAUUUUAAUACAUG
This is a messenger RNA of Physella acuta, 1037 nucleotides long. RefSeq lists its product as uncharacterized. Lineage: Eukaryota; Metazoa; Mollusca; Gastropoda; Physidae. The record is from RefSeq and is a predicted model, not a curated record.